Molecule: messenger RNA, 1999 nt
Organism: Triticum aestivum (bread wheat)
Lineage: Eukaryota; Viridiplantae; Streptophyta; Magnoliopsida; Poales; Poaceae
Product: hexokinase-4, chloroplastic
Exons: 11
Coding region: 1-1722 (573 amino acids)
Biological process (GO): carbohydrate phosphorylation; glucose 6-phosphate metabolic process; glucose metabolic process
Cellular component (GO): mitochondrion; cytosol
Molecular function (GO): D-glucose binding; glucokinase activity; ATP binding
Source: RefSeq, a predicted model, not a curated record
AUGGAGGGAGUGGUGGGGUACCUCGGAAGGGCAAUCGUCUGGGAUGGGCCAGCAAAAUUGGAGGGCUGCACCGGUAAAGUGAAGGAGCGGAGCGCGCAAAGAAGCAAUUUUUAUCUCUGCUUAAAAAAGGCAACAAGAGAGCUUUUUUCCUGCCACCUUCCUCGAUUCCAUCCCAUCAUUCGCCGCACAGAUCACUCCCAGCAUCCCCCCGCCAGCCUCGACAUGUCCGCCGCCGUCGGCUCGCCGUACCGGGCCGCCCCCGCCGCGCAGCACCGCCGGAAGGGGCGCGCCGGCGCCGUCACGCUCCGGUGCUCCAAGGUGGCUGCGGCCGCGGCCGCGCCCAUCCUGGACGACCUGAGGCUGCAGUGCGCGACGCCGCUCCCCCUGCUGCGGCACGUGGCGGGCGCCAUGGCCGCCGGCAUGCGCGCCGGGCUCGCCGUGGACGGCGCCGGCGAGCUCAAGAUGAUCCCCAGCUAUGUCUACUCGCUCCCCACCGGGAGUGAAACAGGGCUGUUCUAUGCUCUGGAUCUGGGAGGCACCAACUUCAGAGUGCUGAGGGUGCAGCUGGGGGGAAAAGAUGGGCGCGUCGUCGACACCGAGUCCGAGCAAGUGUCGAUCCCAAAGGAAAUCAUGCAUGGUACAACCGAGGAGCUGUUCGAUUUUAUUGCGGCCCGCCUAUCGAAUUUUGUAGCGAAGGAGGGUGGUAAUUUUCAUCUUCAGGAGGGCCGGAAAAGGGAGAUAGGCUUUACGUUCUCCUUCCCGGUGAAGCAGACUUCCAUUGACUCUGGCAUUCUGAUCAAGUGGACCAAGGGUUUUGCUGUCUCUGGGACUGCCGGGAAGGAUGUGGUUGCCUGUCUGAAUGCCGCCAUGGAAAGACAGGGGCUUGACAUGAGUGUAUCUGCUCUGGUAAAUGAUACCGUUGGAGCGUUAGCUGGAGCGCACUAUUGGGACGAGGAUGUGAUGGUUGCGGUUAUUUUGGGAACUGGCACAAAUGCUUGCUACAUUGAGCGAACAGAGUCCAUCCCAAAGCUCCAACACCUCGGGCUUGGAACAGGAAACACGAUUAUCAACACUGAGUGGGGAGCCUUUUCAGAUGGUCUUCCACUAACUGAAUUUGACAGGGACAUGGAUGCUGAGAGCAUAAAUCCUGGUGAACAGAUAUUUGAGAAGACGAUUUCCGGGAUGUACCUUGGAGAAAUUGUUCGGAGGGUGCUGGCCAGCAUGGCUCAAGAGUCUGAUCUGUUCGGUCACUCGUUCGCUGACAAACUAACUGAGCCAUUUGUUCUAAGAACACCGCAUUUGUGUGCUAUGCAACAAGAUAACUCCGAUGAUCUUGGAGAAGUUGAAUCAAUUUUGCGCGAUAUCAUCGGGGUCAACCAAUCUUCUGUAGCGGCACGAAGGGUUAUCGUAGAAGUUUCCGAUUGCAUCGUCAAGAGAGGUGGGCGGUUGGCUGGUGCCGGCAUUGCUGGCAUUCUUCAGAAGAUGGAGAAUGAUUCCAAGGGUCUGAUCUUGGGGAGAAGAACAGUGGUAGCGAUGGACGGCGGACUUUACGAGAAUUACCCUCAGUACAGGUUGUACAUGGUUGAGGCUAUGGCGGAGCUGCUUGGUCCACAGGACAUGGAGCACAUUGUCGUCGAGCACACCAAGGACGGCUCGGGCAUCGGCGCGGCACUUUUAGCAGCCGCAAACUCAAAAUAUGCAGCAGCUCAGCACUCGGCGUGACGUUCGUUAGGAACUUGCAAAGCGAAGAGUUUGCUCUAGCCUGAUAGUAACCUUGGGUGAGCUCUGGAAAUGUAUUCUCAUGCUCAGGAACAUAUAUUGCUUCGACACAACUGAGAGGUAGAUAAAAAUGAUCUUCAUUGACUUUCAACAUUGCUCCUCAGUCAUCCCGCAAAAAAAAAAACAUUGCUCCUCAGUCUCUCUCAGAUGGCUGAGAUUACUUGUUAGUAUUGGACUAUAGAAUCUGGUAUGUUUCAGGAAUGUAAAAUAAGUUCAGUUA